Messenger RNA from Truncatella angustata, 633 nucleotides. RefSeq lists its product as uncharacterized. The coding region runs from base 1 to 510 and encodes 169 amino acids. The record is from RefSeq and is a predicted model, not a curated record. The transcript has 2 exons. NCBI's taxonomy places the organism in Eukaryota, Fungi, Ascomycota, Sordariomycetes, Amphisphaeriales, Sporocadaceae.
AUGCUUGACGACAUGGUUCCCGGCCAUGGCCGAAGCUUAUUGCUUGCCGACAAGCCACCAAAUCCUACCCUGCACGCCAAGCCAGCGCUCGAUUGUGCAGAAGAGAGCGGGCACGGCUACUACCCUUCAUCGUGCCGAGGGCCGCAAAAGACUGAGAGACGGCAUGCCUACAAAUUCAAGCUGUUGUUCGUUCAUACAUUAUGGAGUACAACUGCUACUAAAACUUGGCUGAAAACAGUAGAGGAAGACCAAAAAAUAUAUGUGGCUUCAUAUCUCUACAUCUUGAUCUCACGUUCAAAUUGUGAGAUCCGUUUCGUAGAGAGCCAUCUUUGUGUUGAGCGACAUGGAGAGACUAGCCCAUUGUUGAGACUUGGUGCUGUCCAUAUAGCCGGCACACCCUUAGAACAGUGGUUUGCUGGUGAUGAUAAGCUACAUAUGACAGGGAAUUUCCGGCAAUGCGAUCAAAAUCGUGAAAGUAGACAUGGCGGCCCAGCUGCUAUGCGCCCGUAGUAUUCGCUAACAUGGAAGCAAAUCAGGCCUUAUAGCCCGCCACGUAUCUUGGAGACUGGGCUGAUGCAACGACCAAAUAAUCUGUGAUUUUGUGACGAAUUUUGUGCUGGAUAGACAUGAAUG